Sabethes cyaneus is the source of this 6537-nucleotide messenger RNA. Its product is annotated as netrin receptor unc-5-like. Gene Ontology annotation, biological process: netrin-activated signaling pathway; motor neuron axon guidance. Gene Ontology annotation, molecular function: protein binding; netrin receptor activity. The coding region runs from base 1774 to 5298 and encodes 1174 amino acids. The transcript is spliced from 11 exons. Gene Ontology annotation, cellular component: membrane. NCBI's taxonomy places the organism in Eukaryota, Metazoa, Arthropoda, Insecta, Diptera, Culicidae. The record is from RefSeq and is a predicted model, not a curated record.
AACACUCUCCACGCUUGGCUGUAUACCUGCUGGCGCUACCAUUCCACACUACACGACAGAGCGCGUGCACACACACACAGACCCCGCAUGCCGCCGACCGACUGAACUGACUGCCGAAGGCUAGUGUUGGUGGUGAUUGUGCAACAACGACAAGGGUGAAGCGACAUCAGCAUAGCACAGCAGCAAAGCAAAGCAACACAGCCAGCUGCUUUGGACGAUCCUUCGUUCGGGUCGGUCGUUCAGUCUUCGGCGCGAAUGCAAUGCAAUCGGACGGGUCCGGGCGAGUGUGUAAGAGUAGUGUCGACGAAGGGAAUUCGCUGCCCGCGUGACGACUACGACGAAUGCGACUGGAAACGAUACGGUCCGGAGUGUAAUAUGUUAAGACGUGUCCUGGCAUAGUGAGCCCCCUCCGGUGAAGCACGGCGACGACGAGUAGACCGGAAGUGCCGGUUGUGUGUGUCGGCGGGAAAUUUAUAAGAGUGCUGUUUCAAUUUGUGAGCGAAUGAAGCGAGUGGAUGUGAAGUGAAAAUUCCCGUUUUUUUGUCACUGUGUGGAAAACGUGCCGCUCGCUACUCCACUACUGCCGCAAGGUCGGCAAACCCGCGGUACCUACCAUUCAACCGGAGUGUAAUUCUUGCCUGCUCGUGGAAAACGGAAGAAAAGCGGUCUGUUUUGUGUGGAGCCGGCCGGAUGAAUAGUUGCCUCAUGUGUUAGCGAAAAGAAGAGGGCAAUUUUCCGAGCCAGCAACCGUUCGAAUUUAGUGAGUCCCACACGACGAUAGUGAACGUGGUCAGGGUUGGUACGGGUAAAAGUGAAGUUUCCUCUCAAUUUCAUCAAUGUUCUCGGCUUGUGCCGUUUUGUAACUACCGACAGCGACGACGACGACGACGACGACGACGGCGUCGACGGUUCAGGCGGUAUCAGAAGGCAGCAAGAAGCUCGUAUAGUAAAAAGUCAGUGCUUUGUGCGAUAUACGGUGCAGUUUGCACUGCAACGGUAAAUGGGAGAAGAAUAGCCAGUGUAAUUAAAAAUUUAUUGAAAAAAUCUUAAUUAGAAAACACCAGUAGUGGAAGUGUGCAAAGUGAAAUUAUUUGUCCGGAAAAGGUUUGGGGACAUACGAGGGAAAAACUACAUAUAGCAAGUGACGACGUGUGAGCCGGUUGGAGCUGCUUUCUCGAAACGUGAUUCCCGUUCUGCGGAAGUCAAUAUCAUCACAACAGCAUCAGCAGCAGCAGCAGCAGCAACAGAAUCAGGAGUAGCAGCAACAGCACCAGGAACAAAACGAUUGUUCCUUUUUUUCAUCUCAGGCACCGUCAGCACCGCCGCAGCACAGAUCCACACUGGCUGCCACUACCAGCGCCCGUCAAGACUCUGUGUACUGACGUAGGACGCAAUACCGUCAACCCACCCGGCCGCCAUUACAGCAGCGAUUGUGGCAACGCAACGGUGGCUGAACCAUUCAUUAUUGUUUCGCUCUCUGAUGUAUUGUUACUUUACGGGACCGAGAUUGUGUUCCGUUCGUACACGUGCACAUAACUCUUUUCCCGGAACGUGGGCGGCGGCGGCGGUAUAUCCUGAUUUCUUUUUUUGCGACGUCCCAUUCAACAGACGACGGUUCCUUCGCGUGUCUAGCACACAUACAAGCGAGUGUAAAGCGACUUCCAAUGAGUGAAUGAAGCCAACCUUUGACUCUGUGGCAGCGCAGGAAACAGCGAUACGACAGAGCUUAAACCUUUAUUCAGAACCAGAAGCGUGGAAGCAAAGGCAGAUAACAUGAGCACAAAUAAAGUUACACUGUUUCAAUUAUUUAUUAUCGUGCUCUCAGUUGCAGCUGUAAUUGGCUCCAAAGUGAAUAAAGAACGCCAGUUGAGACAACAGCAGAAGCAACUGGGUGGCACCGCAACGGCCACCAACGGUGCAGAAAAAGGCCACCAAAGCGAUGCCACUGCCGGUCAGGAUCCUAUCGAUUUCGGUUAUAUUUCCGAUUCACAGGGACUUCCUACCAGAUUCGGUGAUGAGGACGAUGUGAUAUUUGCGAAGAAGCGCAACGAAACCGGAGCGGUUGCCAACCUGCAUGCUUCGUUCCUGCCGGGUACAGGUGGCACCGUUAACGGUCAGUCCGGUUCUUCGGUAGCCAACGUGAAACCCCCCUUGGGGCACGGUAAUGACUACGACUACGACUACGAGGAAGAAGAACUGGACCAUCCGGAGGAGAACGAUAGCCGCGAUAAGGAUAACGGAGGCGGUGGCGGCAGCGCCCAUAAUCACGAUCUCGGAGAUUACACCGAUGGCUUCGAUACGGAUGCCAUCGAUCAGAUAGAGAGUUUUGGCGAGGGAAGUGACACGACCAGUUCGCUUCCGGUGUUUCUGCUGGAACCGCAGAGCACGUAUGUGAUAAAAAACCGGCCGGCGGUGCUGCAGUGCAAGGCGUCCCAUGCGUUUCAGAUCUCGUUCAAAUGCAGCGGCGGCAACAAGCCCCCACUGACGACGCAUGAGACGCACGUGGAUCCCCACACCGGGGUCCAGCUGCUGGAGGCCACCACCACCAUCACCCGGGAGCUGGUCGACGAGUUCUUCGGCCGGGGUCCGUUCAAGUGCGACUGCCGUGCCCGGUCGUCGCGAGGUGUCGUCCGGACCCAACCGGCCACCAUCCAAGUUGCAUAUAUCAAGCGGCAGAUCAGCAUCACGCCAAAGACGGUACGCGUCGAGCUGGGUGGCCGGGUGGAGAUCAUCUGCAACGUGAACGCUACCCCAGUUGCCAAGAUCAGUUGGCACAAGAACGGCGUUCCCCUGGUUGCCAAUCCACCGGUGGUGAUCACCGUCGAGGAUAAGGUGCUGAUCGCACACGUCACCAUGCAGGACAUGGCCAAUUAUACAUGUGUAGCAGAGAACAUUGCCGGCAAGCGUGUUUCGGAUCCCGUCAGCUUCACUGUCUACGUUGACGGCGGCUGGAGCUCCUGGGGACCUUGGACCGAUUGCAAAUGUCCCGGCCAACCGAAGCAAGGUCAGAAGCGGGCCCGCAUGUGCAACAAUCCGCUGCCGCUGAACAGUGGCGCCCCCUGCGUCGGCCACAACACCGAAACCACUCCGGACUGUUUGCCCUGCACAGCCGGCCGCUGGUCGCCCUGGUCCGAGUGGAGUGAGUGUGGCCCAGACUGUACCCAGACGCGGCAACGGGCCUGCAUCGGCGGACCCAUCAUGGCGUCGUCCUCGGCUGCAGCCGCCCUGGUGGCCAAUUCGACCGGCAGCAACGACAAACAAUCACCGUACGACUCUAGCACCAUCAACUGCGUCGGCAAGAGUCUCCAAUCGGCCAAAUGCUCCGGCGGGACGUGCAACUACAGCGUUGAAGGUUCCAAAUGGGAAAUCUAUGUUGGUUUGGCGCUUAUGGCGGCGGUUUUUAUUGCGAUUGGUGCUGGAGUAACGCGAUUCGCUCGACGGAAGAAAACCAUUCCUGCGUACAAUCUUGCCAGAUCAGAAAUGCCAUCCGAGUACUUCCCUACCGAGAGCAAGAAAUUAACCCAUUUUCAGCCCGAUUUGACGCAGAAUACAGUGGCCAUUAAUUACGAAUAUCCCCUAACACCGCACCACGUCACCGCAAGUCAGCCAACGUCUCAGCAUCAUCUCCUGCAGCAUCAACAGCAACAGCAGCAGCAGCAGCAGCAAUCACAACACCACGGAAUGCUAACCGGGCAGCAGUCGCAUCCUGGUGGCGGAUCACAUCACCAGAACAACUCGCUGAAAAACUCGGUCCCGUUUCCUCGGUCCAACUCCGAGCAUCACUACGAUGUGCCACAUCUAUGCAAUAACUACAUGUACCCGCUAGACAAAAUCAGCAUCAAUGAAUCAUACUCAUCGUCCAGCUAUUCGAAGCGUGUCUGCAGCGUAGAAUCUCUGGCCACCUCGACCAACACAUCGGGUGAAUCGAACUACGACCAUGCUGUCGUAGCUAAUUCAUCGCAUCCGGCGGCAGGAACCCCAGCCGAACAGCCUGCAGCGAGCUUCCAGGGCACCGACUACACCCAAAUGACGCUCACGCUGGCCGGUGCACUGAUGCGACUGAAUACCUACUCGGUGGCCUUGCUGGUUCCGGAAGGAGCCGUUUCCAAGCACCAAAAGCAAAGCAUCGUGCUGUCCAUUGUGAAAGACGACAAAUUCUCCAUACAGAGCCAGGGCUCGAAAAUCACCUGCCUGAGUCCGGUGGUGUUCUGCGGCCCUCCGGAUAUUAAAAUUCUCAAACCGAUUGUACUGAAGGUGCCUCACUGUGCGGAGAACCUGUCCAACUGGCAGUUUUCGCUGUACUACUCGCCCGAUAGUGCUACCCGGUGGAACGAGGUGGUAACCCUUGGAAAGGAGAACAUCAACACGCCGGCCUUCGUACAAAUUGAUAAGAAAUACGCGUACGUAUUGACAGAGGCCUUCGGAAAAUAUGUACUUGUUGGAGAAUCUGCCAACGACAUUCAGGAACGAGUGGCCUGCAAAAAGUUGCGAAUGUUCAUCUGCGGACCCUCGACGGUGCCGGAGUUUUCCGACGUCAGUAUACGAAUCUACAUUGUGGAGGAUAAUCCGGGAGCGGAGGAACGGUGUCGAUACUGUGAGCAGGAGAUUGGGGGUGUCGUGCUGGGGAAAAGUUCGGUGCUGUUUUUCUCCGACAAUAGUCAAGAUCUGUGUAUAGAUAUAAGAUGUGUUGGAGGUUGGAAAUCCAAGCCGUUCGGAGAUCGGCAGGUGAUUCCAUUCUCACAUGUAUGGAACAACAGCAAUUCCACGCUGCACUGCAGUUUUACGUUGAGUCGAACAGAGCACGACAAGUGUGACUUCAAGAUUGACGUACAAGCGAUCCAGGAAAACAGUGGAUUCAGUGUGGCACCUUCUUGUCUGAGCAUCUCAUCGUUUACCCCUCUCUCGAAGGAUGGCACCAAUUGUCAGCAUUCGUCUAGUUCCUUCGAAACGAUGACCAUCUGCAGCGUGGGAUCGAAUUCUGCGAACGGCGAGCACAACGUAAUAAACACCGACAAGUUUCGCCUCACGAAACUGGUGAAGAAGAAAUUAUGCAAAUGCUUGGAUCCACCUACGCAGAAGGGCAACGAUUGGCGCAUGCUGGCGGCUCAUCUCAACGUCGAUCGCUAUCUGGCCUACUUCGCUACCAAGCCGUCUCCCACCGACCAGAUCCUGGACCUGUGGGAGUGCCGAAAUCGGGAUUUGAAUGCCCUCUGCAAUCUGAUUGAGAUCUGCCGGAAUAUGGGCCGUCACGACGCCGUUAGCAUAUUGCAGGAAAUUCAAGCGCCUUCCUGGUUGUAGAUAGCAAGUGUGUGAUAAGCCGCGAUCUGAACAUACGUAAAACUCGGAAUUUUGGUUAUACGUUCAAGGAUAGAUGAUUAUUUUUCUUCUGAAGUUUGUUUUGAGUUUGGAAAACAAAACUAGAAAAUGCUGCUUAAUUUGUAGUUGAUUGGCCAAUCAAACCGACAGCUCUGACAGCUGCAUAGCAAAAUCACAACGUGGGUGAUCGACACGUGACCGGUUGCAUAGUUCGUUUAAAGAGCGGUUGUUGGCUGCACCGCGAGCAUCAAAAGCCCGGUAGCCGGUAGUCUAUUAUCGAUGCAAAUAUAAGCUUAGGAUCCGAUCACUGAAAGCCAACCGCUGCUGCAAGAUGCAUUUUCACACACGCGCACGUAUAUAGGUCAAGUCAAUCUUUAUGAAUAUUUAUAAAUCAUUAUCUCUAUCGGAGCAAGUUUCUAUUUUCCCCUUUUGCGCCAUCCUAGAAGGGUAGUUCAUUCAGUAGCGCAAUAUAAUAAAACGUUUCUCUUAGCAUUAGUGGCAUGGUGUAACGAAAUCGGCGCACAACGAGAAAAAACGUGCUAAUAUUAUGGCCAUCGAUAACCAACUGUGCUCGGGGUUCGCUUUCAGUGUGCCAACGAUUCCUGCUAAACCAUUACCACAUACCAGCUAACGAGAGCACUGCGCUAGAGGCUGGCAGUUGAGCUCGCAGAAGCAUCGUCUGUUAUUAUUUAAAUUAUUAUUUUGCUCAAUGAUUUUUACGCUGCUACAAGGGAAUGGUUGUGCAACAGAGUUUAACAGAGACCCUAAACAGCAGAGCCCGAUUUUGUUUCAAUCGAACCGAUCGAAACCCAGUGGCGACCGAAGUUUUAGCCGGUAAUUUCAAUAACUGUUGGCCGUUUUCAAUCAUGGUUUCACAAAUCGAAUUUAAUGCCUUUUGCUCGGUCCGAUCAGCUCCUGUCGGCGGUCCAAGAUAAUACCAGGCGCGUACGUCGAAAUAAAACACACAACUUCCAAUCGAAAAAAUGGCCUUUGGCAUCCGGACCGCACCGCUGCGCCGUUCACAAUAGUGUGGCUACUACCUAUCAUCAUUAUUACUAUUAGCAGCUGAAUGAAACUUUGCUCGAUCGUUGGAUGAAAUAUGGCCGAAGUCAAUUGAACGUUGAUGGUUGGAAUUGAUUUUAUAUUGUAAAAUUUACAAUUCUCCGAUCGACGACAGGCUACGUCUAGAAUGUACCUAUUGAGUAUGACCAAAUCGACACG